AUGUCGGGUACUUUCACUCUCGAACAAGUGAAGAAGCACGACAAGCCUGACGAUUGCUGGAUCGUGGUAAACGGUGAUGUCAUAGACUGCACCAAGUAUCUACCCAACCACCCUGGGGGGUCUUUGGCCAUCACUGCCUUCGCUGGCUGCGACUGCUCACUAGAGUUCAACACAGUGCACGAUAAGAGCAUGAUGGAACAGUACAGGGAUCUCAUCAUUGGAAAGGUUAGUGAUGGUAUCACUAUGGAAGAGGUCGCCAGGCAUGGCACCCCCAACGACUGUUGGAUCGUCGUUAAUGGCGAAGUGCUAGACGUCACUGACUACAUCAAGGAGCAUCCUGGUGGGGAACUUUCCAUCACAGCUUUCG
Molecule: messenger RNA, 367 nt
Organism: Perkinsus marinus ATCC 50983
Lineage: Eukaryota; Perkinsozoa; Perkinsida; Perkinsidae
Product: nitrate reductase, putative
Exons: 1
Cellular component (GO): intracellular membrane-bounded organelle; membrane
Molecular function (GO): heme binding
Source: RefSeq, a predicted model, not a curated record